Messenger RNA from Podospora pseudopauciseta, 1419 nucleotides. RefSeq names its product cis-prenyltransferase (gene RER2). The coding region runs from base 364 to 1419 and encodes 351 amino acids. Gene Ontology annotation, cellular component: endoplasmic reticulum; lipid droplet; dehydrodolichyl diphosphate synthase complex. NCBI's taxonomy places the organism in Eukaryota, Fungi, Ascomycota, Sordariomycetes, Sordariales, Podosporaceae. The transcript has 2 exons. Gene Ontology annotation, molecular function: ditrans,polycis-polyprenyl diphosphate synthase [(2E,6E)-farnesyl diphosphate specific] activity. The record is from RefSeq and is a predicted model, not a curated record.
GGUGGAAGUUGCGGGUAGUUGCACAUUGAGGUCAGGCAGGUUAUACUGAAAGCUGGCCCCUGUCGGCCGUUUUGCAGCGUGUUCAUUCGAGGACCCACUUUCAGCUGCGAGAGGAUGCCGCGCCUUGGGAUUCGUAACUUCCAAGAAUCUGGGUCCAACGUAACCAUACUUUAACCCUUGGGUGGCCUGCCACUCUCACUCACUCUCACUCCCUUCCCCAAUCUUGCAACAGGCACUGCGACCAUGGCAGCUUACUGACCGACAACUCUUUCAGAGAAUCUACCAUCUUCUCACCCCAAAUACCGCAUCGUUAAAACUCAGCAAUCACAAUACAUAUUUUGGACUGCAACGCACCUCGGCAUCAUGUCCGACCUCUACCUCUCCCGUAUCCGUAACUGGUUCCUCAGUUCGCCGCCAGCAGAAUGGGCCAUCAACCGCCUUAGAGACACUUUGAUAGGAUCAUUGAGCCAAGGACCUAUCCCAGGCCAUGUCGCUUUCGAAAUGGACGGCAACCGAAGAUAUGCCAGAAGUCACAAGAUCGAGACAGUAGAAGGCCAUCACCUCGGCUUCGAGGCUCUGGCCCGGGUUCUGGAGAUUUGCUACAAGUGUGGUGUCAAGGUGGUCACCGUCUAUGCUUUUAGUCUGGAAAACUUCCACCGGCCCAAGUAUGAGGUCGACGGCCUGAUGCAACUGGCCAAGGUGAAGCUCGAGCAACUCAUUCAGCAUGGGGAGCUGUUGGACAGAUACGGUGCUAGUGUCAAGGUAUUGGGGCGUCUUGAUCUGAUCCCCCCAGAUGUUCUCGAAGUGGUGGAAAGAGCGGUCGCUGCUACCAGUCACAACACAACAUGUGUUCUCAACAUUUGCUUCCCCUACACUUCGCGGGAAGAAAUGACAACAGCCAUCAGGACGACUGUAGAAGAAUAUUCAACCACCCCUCGGCCACACAGCACCCCAUUUUCGCAGAGCAGAAUUACGCAAAAGAUCUUGUCCAAACAGGGUGACAAACCAGAGACUCUGGAGUCUAUUGAAGAGACCCCCUCUCAUUCGGACGACCACGACCAGGAUGAUGCCGUGUCGACGGCUACCACCCUUCGUUCCGAUCCAUCUACGCAAAAGUCGGAGGGCUCGGAAAACGUGGCCAUCUAUCCAAACGCGGAGACAAUCACGCCCGAGACCAUCGAUAAGCAUCUCUACACUGCCGGGUGCCCCCCGCUUGACAUAUUCGUGCGAACCAGCGGCGUGGAGAGACUCAGUGACUUCAUGCUUUGGCAGUGCCACCAGGACACGCAUAUUUUCUUCCUCAAGUGCUUCUGGCCUGAAUUUGAUCUCUGGCACUUCCUGCCUGUGCUGGUAGAAUGGCAGCACAGACAAAAGCAAAAGCAACGUGACGAGAAGCCUAGGCGGGUGAAACAGGCUUGA